AAAGUACUACAUGGAGUGCCCAAAUCAAUCAUCCCCAAAUGAAUUCAUCCUCUCCGGGUUUCCUUGUACAGAAGACUUGAAGGUCCCCUUGAUUCUCUUCUUCUCCGUCAUUUUUGCACUCACUCUUUGUGGAAAUUCUCUGAUCAUCUUGGCGGUGAUCACCAACCUUCACUUGCACAAGCCCAUGUACUGGUUCCUCUGUCACCUCUCCAUCCUGGACAUGGCCUUCUCAGCUGUUGUGGUCCCCAAAGUGACUGCAGGAUUCAUCCAGCCGAAAAAUAUCAUUUCCUUCUCCGGGUGCGUCUCACAGGUAUUCUUUUUGAACUCGGUUGGGUGUACAGAGUGUUUUCUUUACACCGUGAUGGCUUAUGACCGCUUCUUGGCCAUUUGUAAACCACUCCACUAUGGCAACCUCAUGAGCUCAAAAGCCUGUCUCCUUCUCUCCUUGGGUACCAUAAUUGGAGGGACCCUCCACUCUGCCUUUCAGACCUCUCUUACCUUUCAUUUGCCUUACGGAGAGCACAACAAUAUUGACUAUAUCUUCUGUGAUAUUCCGUCCAUCCUGAAGCUGGCUUGCAUUGAGAUACAAUUGAUAGAAAUGGUUAUCAUCAUCGACAUGGGCUUUGUGACAAUCACCUGCUUUCUCCUCAUCCUAGCAUCUUACACUUACAUCAUUACCGCCAUUUUGAAGAUCAGUAGCCAUGAAGGACGACACAGAGCCUUCUCCACUUGCUCUGCCCAUCUCACUGUGGUGGUCAUAUACUACCUGCCCUUGUUUUCUCGUUAUUUGAGACCGGCUUCUCGGGACAUCCUGGAGAGUGUGGUAUGUGUAUUCUACACCACCAUCACUCCUCUGUUGAACCCCAUAAUAUACACCCUUAGGAACAAAGAGAUGAAAACUGCUCUGGUGAAACUCUGGGGUAGGAAUCCCGAGUAG
This is a messenger RNA of Pantherophis guttatus, 937 nucleotides long. RefSeq names its product olfactory receptor 10G6-like. Gene Ontology annotation, cellular component: membrane. Lineage: Eukaryota; Metazoa; Chordata; Lepidosauria; Squamata; Colubridae. Gene Ontology annotation, biological process: G protein-coupled receptor signaling pathway. Gene Ontology annotation, molecular function: olfactory receptor activity; G protein-coupled receptor activity. The record is from RefSeq and is a predicted model, not a curated record.